Molecule: messenger RNA, 1275 nt
Organism: Seminavis robusta
Lineage: Eukaryota; Bacillariophyta; Bacillariophyceae; Naviculales; Naviculaceae
Source: the annotation of a GenBank genome assembly
AUGCCCACUGCAACCGGUACCGGUAAUGAACAUGUUAGCCUUGGCUACCCCAAGCUUCGUCUGUGGGACUUGAAUGAGACUUCUAGCCAUCACGAUCAUCUGAUCGCGGCUCCCAGUGAUGAACAGCUGGUUUCCAUGUGGCUUGGGAAUGGAGUUGUAUUUUCCAUCUUCCUAGUUUUCAACCUUUUGGUAUUUCUGGCCAUUUUGCUGACCAAGGAAACCAGGACCAAUGGUUUCAACCAGUAUCUGUUGGCCAUUAUGCUUCCUGACAUAAUAUGCAAUGGAUACUGUGCCCUUCAAUCCAAUAUUCUGGCUGCAACGGGAAGCUAUUAUGGUCAUUGGUGCAAAACUCAGCUCUUUGUUGUUGUUUUCUUUGCCAUCAGCAACUUUUACCUAAAUGCUGUUGUAGCUCAAGAACUCAAAAUACUUCUGCAGGCAUCAAUGAGGAGACAGAGGUACUUUCCACCCUCUCAAAAGAGAAUAUGUUUAUUGGUCACUGCUUCGUACCUUUGGGCAUGUCUGGUGGCUACCAUCAGUUUAUUCAUUGUACAAACAGAUGCUCUCCAAGGGGUUGUUUGUGUUCCAAUGGUGGGAGAAGACACACACUCAAAAUUGGCAUACUUCCUGUUCCUCGUUCCUCUCUUGUUCAUCCCCAUUCUCCAUGUAUGCUAUGUGGCUCUACAUAUUGCUAGAGGUGGACUCCUUCCCGACAAUGGAAGGACUCGGGAAAUUGCCAUCUUCUUUGCCAGAAUAUUCCUCGUUAUGGAACUCAUGUGGGCACCCACAAUCAUCUGCUUCAUGGUGGGAGCCAAAAACAUUUGGGUCUACUAUUUUACUGUAAUUUGGAGCCAUGCGACCGGGCUUGUCACGUCGAUCUUUAGUCUAUUGAAAUCUGAUAUCCGACACGCAACACUGGAUUUUAUAUGCUGUCAAACCAAACAAGCCAAUGAAGAAUUCGACAGUUCCAUGAAUGGCACCACACGAAGCCGCAGCAGUCUCGACAAAUUCCGCAAUGAUCGAAGGCGUUCGUCAUUAUUCUGGAGGGCAUUGUCGAUCUUUGGCUCUUCUCAGAGACCCAGCAGUGAUGAUUUGGUGGUGGCAGUCCAAGAUCCCAAUGAGUUUCAAUCUGGAGCUUUCUCUGGAAUACAAAAUUUUCCUGAAGAUCCUACAGUGGAAGAUGGGGCUGUGCUACAUGCUGACAAGGAUGAUAGUGAGGUCGCGAAACAGGUCAAUUAUGAGGAAACGGGAUCUGGGGAAUGCAAACCAACUUUUUAA